Molecule: messenger RNA, 2058 nt
Organism: Lagopus muta (rock ptarmigan)
Lineage: Eukaryota; Metazoa; Chordata; Aves; Galliformes; Phasianidae
Exons: 2
Coding region: 84-1358 (424 amino acids)
Source: RefSeq, a predicted model, not a curated record
CCUCCAAGCUCUGCCCUCCCCCGCCUUUCCUUCCCUACGGGGUCCCUUGGAGGACUCCGUCUCUAUGGUUCUUGGCCGUCUCUAUGGUUGUUGUGCUCCUCUCUGGGGUUGGUUUGUGCGCUUGGAGGUCCAGGUCGUCUCUAUGGUUCUUGUUCAUCUCUAUGGUUCUCCUUCGUCUCUAUGGUUCUCAUUCAUCUCUAUGGUUCUCGUUCAUCUCUAUGGUUCUUGGCCGUCUCUAUGGUUGCUGUGCUCCUCUCUGGGGUUGCUUUGUGCGCUUGGAGGUCCAGGUCGUCUCUAUGGUUCUUGUUCAUCUCUAUGGUUCUCGUUCAUCUCUAUGGUUCUCGUUCGUCUCUAUGGUUCUCAUUCAUCUCUAUGGUUCUCGUUCAUCUCUAUGGUUCUUGGCCGUCUCUAUGGUUGCCGUGCUCCUCUCUGGGGUUGGUUUGUGCGCUUGGAGGUCCAGGUCGUCUCUAUGGUUCUCGUUCAUCUCUAUGGUUCUAGUUCGUCUCUAUGGCUCUCACUCAUCUCUAUGGUUCUCAUUCAUCUCUAUGGUUCUCACUCAUCUCUAUGGUUCUCAUUCAUCUCUAUGGUUCUUGUUCAUCUCUAUGGUUCUCGUUCGUCUCUAUGGUUCUCAUUCAUCUCUAUGGUUCUCAUUUGUCUCUAUGGUUCUCGUUUGGCUCUAUGGUACUCAUUCGUCUCUAUGGUUCUCAUUCAUCUCUAUGGGUCUUGUUCCUCUCUAUGGUUCUUGUUCAUCUCUAUGGUUGUUUUUUGUGUUGGAGGUCCAGUUCGUCUCUAUGGUUCUCAUUCAUCUCUAUGGUUCUUGGCCGUCUCUAUGGUUGCCGUGCUCCUCUCUGGGGUUGCUUUGUGCGCUUGGAGGUCCAGGUCGUCUCUAUGGUUCUCAUUCGUCUCUUUGGUUCUUGUUCGUCUCUAUGGUUCUCAUUCAUCUCUGUGGUUCUCAUUCAUCUCUAUGGUUCUCAUUCAUCUCUAUGGUUCUAGUUCGUCUCUAUGGUUCUCAUUUGUCUCUAUGGUUCUCGUUCAUCUCUGUGGUUCUUGUUCAUCUCUAUCGUUCUCAUUUGUCUCUAUGGUUCUCGUUUUGUCUCUAUGGUACUCAUUCGUCUCUAUGGUUCUCGUUCAUCUCUAUGGUUGUUUUUUUUUUUUGUGUUGGAGGUCCAGUUCAUCUCUAUGGUUCUCCUUCAUCUCCAUGGUUCUUGUUCAUCUCUAUGGUUGUUUUUUGUGUUGGAGGUCCAGUUCGUCUCUAUGGUUCUCGUUCAUCUCUAUGGUUCUUGUUUGUCUCUAUGGUUCUCUUUCAUCUCUAUGGCUCUCGUUCGUCUCUAUGGUUGUUUUCUGUGUUGGAGAUCUAGUUCGUCUCUAUGAUUCUUGUUCAUCUCUACGGUUGUUUUGUAUGCUUGGAGGUCCAGUUUGUCUCAGUGGUUCUUGUUCAUCUCUAUGGUUCUCAUUCGUCUCUAUUCAUCUCUAUUCGCUCUCUCCUCAGUCCUCCAACCCCUCUCUAUGGUCAUCCCUUCCCUCUCUAUGGUUGUCGGUGGUCCUUAUGGUUCUCCAGUCCCUCUCUCUUGUCCUCCAAUCCCUCUCCACAGUCCUCCAGUCCCUCUCUAUGGUUGUUGGUGCUUUCUAUGGUCCUCCAGUUCCUCUCUCUGGUCCUCCAGUCCCUCUCUAUGGUUGUUGGUGCUUCCCUAUGGUCCUCCAGUCCCUCUGUAUGGUCCUCCAAUCCCUCUCUAUGGUCCUCCCACCCCUCCCCACAGUCCUCCAAUCCCCUCUCUGGUCCUCCAGUCCCUCUCUAUGGUCUUCCCUUCCCUCUCCAUGGUCCUCCUGUCCAUCUCUAUGGUUGUCUUUUCCCUCUCUAUGGUUGUUGGUGCUCCCUAUGGUCCUCCAAUCCCUCUGUCAAGUCCUCCAGUCCCUCUCCAUGGUCUUCCCUUCCCUCUCCAUGGUCCUCCCACCCCUCCCCACAGUCCUCCAACCCCCUCUCUAUGAUUCUCCCAUCCCUCUCUAUGGCAGUCGGCGCUCUCUCCCCAGUCCUCCAACCCCUCUCUAUGAUCCCCAACC